AUGGUACCUCCCGCGCAUAUCCGACGACCGCUCUUCUCUCAAUGGUCCAGUCCCAUUCCUAUGGCCUUGAUGAGUCCUUCAGUCUCCUCAUCGACCCCACCUCCUUCCUACUGUGCGAUACCACCCGGUACAGAGGCAGCUCUCAAUGCACCAUUCGUAGCUCAAGAGACACCUUCACACUCACCCGUCAUCACCACCGGACGAGGAAACACCGAGGCUACCGCCACCGUGAAUCGUGUCACCACAACGAUGCCGCCGCAGGUAGUUCAUCAUCCAGGCGUUGGACCAUCUGGGUUCCUUGAUUGGCCAGCGGGUCAUCUUCAACCUUCCGCGACAGAUGAACUUGAAGCUUUCCUCCGACUACAGUCGUCGGGUCCUUAUCCUCGUAUGCCACAUGAGAUUCAACGAGAAACAGCGUCAAGGGGACAAAGCGUCAUGCGCUUCUCUGAUCAGCGAACAUCUAACGGACAAGGAUCUUGCGAUCCCCUCCAUCGGUCCGUUUCGAACCCAGGUUCCGGACGCACUCACACGCGCCAAGUCCACGCCCAGGAACUGUUUCGUGCUCAGACCAUGACUCGGAAUCUCAAUCAAGGUCCGGUAGCUCGAGCAGGACCUAGACAACAGCCGGAUGCUCUUCAUAUGCGUAACAAGAUCCUAGCGUCAAAUCCUCUCGCCACCAUCUCGUCACAUCAUUCCCAAGAAGGUCAAAGUGGCACGGAGUCGACGAUCACGAGGGCCAGCUCGACCAGGCGUCAGAGAGGAGAGAUGGCGAAUCGUCCAAUCUCCAGGGUCGAUCCGAACGCCGUGGCAGGAAUGACGCCUAUGCGCACUGAAGAGACUGUCAGCGCUCCCAGAGCUGUGGAUCUCAAAGUGGUUGAAGGUCAUGAGGACGUGACACGCGAAGGAGAAGCACACCGAACCAAGCACAGAAAUCGCUCAGGGGCAGGAGCCCGUCAAAGCACUGUUCAUCAUGAUGGAGCGCUCAAACAAUACAGUGGAUGUGAACGAUCUCACCGUAAAGAAGCGAAUGUUGAACGACCUCCGACUCCUCCUCCCAAGGACGGAACUGUGGCGGCGAGCGCCCAAGAUGAAAGUGCCACUUUCGUCCCUCGUCGGGGGCAUGGCGCCACCAUGGGUGGAGGAUCGGACAACACGUACAAAUGGGUCUUGUAUGACGAUCAGGGGAACGUGAGGCGAAUCUGGAAUCUAGAGUAUGAUGGUGACUCGGCGAGACGAGGGGAUCACCAGGCCUCGGCCGCUCGAACGACCGAGACUGGGGCUCAGCGGACAAGAGCAAAGGCUGGACGCUGUUGUCGGGACAGUAGCUCCGGCGAUAGGCACCGUGCUUCCACAAGCAGCAGGACUGAAGCCGUUACCGCUACGACGGAGUCAUUCUCCCGCUCGUCUCCCAGCCAGACAUCUACCGAAGUCGCAAGCUGUCUAAGCAUAUUUGAAGCCCAGGAGCACAUAUCGGCAUUGGAAGCCGAGCUCGAUUUCGUCCGAUCAGAAAUGAUGAAGCAGCGAAAUUCAAUGAUGUGUCUACCUCAUGAUCAGAUUCAAGCAGCUCUUCAAGUCCGAGUGGACAUGAAAGGACUGCUUAGUCAGAUCCAGGAGGAAAUUGCGGGCUGGCAGGAAGUCGUACAGUGUUUGAAGGGGAGCUGUCAAGUAUGACAAGGGCGGACCGAGUGCUGAGUGCUUGGCCUCACGCGGUAGCAUGGUUG
Messenger RNA from Kockovaella imperatae, 1721 nucleotides. RefSeq lists its product as hypothetical. Lineage: Eukaryota; Fungi; Basidiomycota; Tremellomycetes; Tremellales; Cuniculitremaceae. The coding region runs from base 1 to 1671 and encodes 556 amino acids. The record is from RefSeq and is a predicted model, not a curated record. The transcript has 3 exons.